AUGGCGCCGCCGCGCCUGCCGCCGGGAUACCACUUCACGCCGUCCGCGGAGGAGCUCGUCCACAACUACCUGGAACCCUGGAUCGCAGGGCAGCCGCUGGGCGAGCUGGCCUCCGUCGUCUGCAUCGCCGACGUGUACGGCAGCGACCCGGCGGCGCUGACGGAGAGGUUCAGGGAGUUUGGCCACGACGGGCAGCACUGGUACUUCCUCUGCGUCACAAAGUGGAAGGUGAGAGGGGCGGCCGCGCUAAGGAGCCGGCCGGCGGCGGUCAUGAACCGAGCCGUGGAAGGAGGCGGCUACUGGCAGCGCUGGGGGCAGGCGGGCGCCAGCCAGCACAGCUUCCAGUACCGCGACGCGGACGGCAGGAGCACGGGGUGGAUGAUGGUGGAGUUCCGCAGCGGCCUACCGGCGGCCACGGACGGCGAAGGAGUCAAGGUCAUCUGCAAGGUGUACCUAUCGCCCAAGGCGCCGACCACGCCGGCGGUCGACGAGGAGCGCCAGCACGUCGGGACCAAGAGGCCGGCAAUGGCGGUGAAGGAGGAGCAGCGAGAUGGCAAGUUCGUCGUCGAGGAUGCAGGUAACUUGGUGCCUGACACGGUUGAUGGUGCCGCCGCCGCCGCCGCCGCCGCCGGGACGACAGCCUGGCUGCAACCGAACUACGGCGGCGCUUUCAUCAAGAUGGAGGACGUGAAGCCGUUGGUAAUGGUGCGUCCAAACGGGGAGGUGGUGCGAUUCGGCCUACCGGCGCCGGCAGUCAGCCCUGGGGGCACCGACGAACCAUGA
Messenger RNA from Lolium perenne, 783 nucleotides. NCBI's taxonomy places the organism in Eukaryota, Viridiplantae, Streptophyta, Magnoliopsida, Poales, Poaceae. The record is from RefSeq and is a predicted model, not a curated record.